UAAUUCCGGGCUUCAUAGGUUGGAUAUAACUAAAAAGUACAUAAAAUCUUAUGUCUUGAAUUUGUCAGGGCUUAACAACUUAUAACAGACGACGAUUUUCUAAAACUACAUCGUUGAAUUUUUCGCUGUCGCACUCACAAGAGAGAGAUUUUUACUUUGCCGGUUUCCCAACAAAUAUAUAAGUUAACCAGCCUAUUAAGAACUUAAAUAUUUUUUUAAAGGGCUGAGUUAAAAAUUUUAUUUUUAAAGCGUUCAGAACUUUUACCUUGUCAAAAUGGAAGAAAAAGUUGAUAUGUUUACUGUGUUUGUGUUAAGUUUUUAUGGCCCGAUUUUAACAGCAAUCUUAGUUCUUUUUGUUACUUUACUUUUUUACUUUAUGAAAUUUAAGUCGGCUCUAAACAGAACUUCAUUUUCAGGACAACAUAUUGUGGUUACUGGUGGAUCUAGCGGGAUAGGAAAAAGUGUUGCAAUGAAAGCAGCUGCAAAAGGUGCGCAUGUGACAAUUGUAGCCAGGAACAUCGAGAAGCUCAAUGCAGCCAAAGAGGAGAUCACUUCUUUGUGCACAUCGUCGGAACAAAAAAUUUCAACAAUUUCCUUGGACGUGAGCAAGGAUCCUAAUGCUAUAGAAAGGGCCUUUGCUGAAGCGGAAAAGCAGUCAGGUCCAAUAUUCAUGCUGAUAAAUUGUGCGGGACAGUCAUUUUGUGGUACAAUUGAAGAUUUGACAGAAGAACAGUUUAAGUACAUGAUGGACCUCAACUACUACGGCACAGUUUUCCCCACCAAGGCGGUUGUUGCUGGUAUGAAGAAGAGGAAGGAAGGCCACAUCGUCAUCACCUCGUCCCAGGCUGGUAUGAUCGGUGUCUACGGCUUCACGGCUUACAGCCCCUCCAAGUUUGCUCUCAGAGGAUUUGCAGAAGCUUUGGACAUGGAGGUUCGUGCACAUGGAGUGAAGGUAACCGUUUGUCUCCCGCCUGAUACUGACACUCCAGGCUUUGAAGAAGAAGAAAAGACGAAGCCUUUGGAAACCAAGCUGAUCUGUCAGUCGGCUGGUCUGGUGUCACCUGAUGUAGUGGCUACACAUCUGCUCAACGAUGCUCUUGCCGGCAGAUUCUUCAGCACCGUUGGUUUUGAAGGCUUCAUGUUGGUGACCACUUGUGCUGGCAUGGCCCCUGUCACUUCUCUUAUCGACCUCUUCUGUCAAGUAAUCCUCAUGGGCAUUCUCAGGCUUGUAAGUGUCUUCUACCUUCUGUCAUUCCAGAAAAUAAUUAAAAAGUGCAUGAAGACUAAAGAUGAGGAUAAGAAGUCAGAAUAAAUGGUCAGGAUGGACUGUGUUAUUUAUUUUCUUUGCAUUUAAAAGAUACUGUUCUGUUUUGAUGAAACCUCUUCAUGUUCUAUCUUCUUAUUUCGCCAAAGAGUAUUUUGCCUAAGUUUUAAGUUUGUGUCUACUCUUGUGUCUGUGCGUUUAAUUCAACUCCAAAUUUCAACUUAACACUCAGUUCUACAACGUUAUAGUGCAUAUUUAUUCUAACAUCAUUGCACAAGUCUAGGAGUGUGCCUUUCAUGUGAAUGCAAUGGUUGCUUGUUUAAUUUGUUGAUAAAUAUACCUACUAGCUGAAUCAUAUGCGCUCAGACCCAGACACUAAAUCAGUUUCUCGUUUACUGUUCCUGUUGAGUAAAGAGUUUUGAACUGUUCAAUAACUAAUGAAAAUUUAAGUUAAAAUGUUGUAUUGUUUGUUGGUGAUGAUUAUGAAGCUUUGGCCUCUCUAUUGUUAUGGAAAACAGUGCAAUCUUAUUUCAAUUUAUUUAAUUGUUGGGGUUAUUGUUUGUGUUUGGUUAAAGUAUAGAUUUGUGUUUUCAAUCUGUCAGUUGCAAUUAAGGAAAAAAAUUGAUUGUUUUGAUCUUUAAACAUGAACAAUCUACAAUAAUUUGAUUAAUUUCUUUAUCAACGCAUGUUUAACUGGAGAUAGUUGAUUGUAGUGCUCUAUCCUAUUUGCUCCUCUCAAUUGAAGAGAAUAUAAUUCCACGUUUACACGAAGCCAGUUAGCAGGUAGGUUACCUGCCUCAGGUAACUUGAAAUACACUAGAAGCAGGUAACCUGCCUAUUCUACUGGCUCAUGUAAACGUUAAGGCUUAGCGGAAUAGCGCAUAGUGUGGGACAAAAUACACAAAAGUGGACAUAACGUAAAAAGUGUUAAUCAUUCCAAAAUUUUAUCCUCUAGUGUUUAUUUAUUCAUACAACGAAACAAUUGUCUUAGGUGUUAUGAAGUAGUUGAAUUUAGUGUAAGUAUUGUAUUUAUAAUUAAUAUAUUCCAUUUUGAUGCUUAAGAAAUAAAUUGUAAAUAAAUGUUUUUUGCAGUUUGAUAUAAAAUGGUGCUAAAGCAAAAACAUAUCCAGAAUCUGAGUGUUGUGAUUUACAGUCUACUUUGUUAACCAGUUUUUCACAAGAUUUCACCAUGAAAAUGAUGUUAUCGAACUUGACUUAAAUAUAAUUUACAGUUGUAACACUAAUCGUUAACACACAUCCUAACACACUAAUCGUUUGUCUUUGCACAAGUAUCUACAGCACAUAAAUUACUUUUGGAGCAUAAAAUUGCUCUUUUCCUAGCACAAAUAAAUAACUUUGUGUGUAUGUAGUUAAUAGUUACCAGUAGUAAAAGUUUAAUUUGAUAUAGGUACACUUAGUUUAGGCAUAAUGCAUUUUGAUCUUUAUCCAAUAUUAAGUACAGUACUUGAAGUAUUAACUAGUCGAGCACUAGAAGUUACUGGACCAAAUAUUUUCUUUAAUAAAUAGUUUUAGAAAGAAUGUAAUAA
Molecule: messenger RNA, 2811 nt
Organism: Macrosteles quadrilineatus (aster leafhopper)
Lineage: Eukaryota; Metazoa; Arthropoda; Insecta; Hemiptera; Cicadellidae
Gene: Kdsr
Product: 3-ketodihydrosphingosine reductase
Exons: 7
Coding region: 275-1312 (345 amino acids)
Biological process (GO): sphingolipid biosynthetic process
Cellular component (GO): endoplasmic reticulum membrane
Molecular function (GO): 3-dehydrosphinganine reductase activity
Source: RefSeq, a predicted model, not a curated record